UCCUCGCCUGCAUGUGACAGCGGCCGCCACAGGUUGGUUACCGAGAGAUGCCCUAUCUGCAUAAUAAUGGUGGCGCAUGACCGUGCUUGCUCCCGCUAUAAGGUGAGCGCUUCCACCUGUGACCGUCGACAGCCAGCUUCUGUGCAUGGACAACGGUGGUGAGAUGAUCGGCUCAGACCGAUGGCUUCUAAUGACAAGAAUAAUGAGGAGAUGCCUGAAAAUCUCCAGCCCGGGGACUUGAUUGAGAUAUUUCGACCAGCAUACCAGCACUGGGCCCUCUACCUUGGUGAUGGUUAUGUUAUAAAUGUUGCUCCACUAGAAGAGGCAACUGCUGCUUCAUUUUCAAGUGCUAAGUCCGUCUUUAGCAGGAAGGCACUUGUGAAGAUGCAACUCUUAAAAGAUGUUGUGGGGAAUGACACUUACAAAGUGAACAAUAAAUAUGAUGACAAAUAUACCCCACUUCCUGCAGAAGAAAUAAUCCAACGGGCAGAAAUACUCAUAGGUCAAGAAAUAUCUUACGAUCUUCUUGGAAACAACUGUGAACAUUUUGUGACACUACUUCGGUACGGGGAAGGUGUAUCUGAACAGGCUAACAGAGCAAUCAGUGCCAUUGGAUUUGUAACUGCAGCUGCUGGAGCCUUCUCACUUCUUGGCAUAUUUCAGAAUAAAUCAAGACAAGGACAGUAUUAACAGAAAAUGUGUUGUUUUUGGCACAGGAAAAAAAAAUGAACAAGAGCAUUAUAGUGUCAUACUUUUUUAUUAAUUGAGCACAACACAGUUUCAUAACAUUUCACAAUGUGAAGAUAAGCUUACAAAUAAUUGUGAUGCUGAAUUUAAUGAUGUGAUACUUUGCUUUCUGUGAUACGUCAUUGUUUUGCAAAACUGAAAUUUCGUUUGGAUUAUUUGUUAGUUUUAAAAUUAUCAAAUGUACUUAAAGGGACCUCAGCACCAUUCAAGAAAGCAUUGUUUCUAGAGCGGGUCGGUAAAACUGUUUGCAAUAUGUUGCUGUAACCUGCUAGUAACAGCACACGUUGCUUUCAGUAUUAGACUUGUGACCUCUUAUAUGUCCACUAAACUGCAAAAUGGCCAUUACACAUUCCCUGGUCAUGAUGGGAGCUUCCAUGUUCUUAUUGUUGACUUAAAAAAAAAAAAAAAAUCUUUAUUGUGUAUGCUUGCAUUUUUGUGGACAUGACAUUAUAUAAAAUGUUUAAUUGGUAAGAUGCCUUAUAGGAGCUUACAAACACACUUACAUACCUCCAGCUGUCCCAGCUUAUACAAGACUAUCUUGAGUUUGGACUAAUGUCUCUCCGUCCUGGGUUUGUUUGCUGGUGACCUGAAUAUGGGGACACCAGGGAAACAUCACAAAUUAGCACAACUUAAGAACAUCAUUAGAUGCACAAGUGCUGCAAAGAGCAAAUGUAGAUCAUUAUGCCCAUAUGCAGAGAUCUUAAGUAGCAUUCUGAGAGAGGCAGGCCAUACAAUCAGCUUGCAGUAUCCACAACUACCAUUGUUGGGAGGUGUACACUAACCUCUGCUGCACUGCCAGGUUGUAGGGACCAUCAUCUUCUCAAGGUUCUGUGUGCUCGUUUGCAUUCUAUUUAUGCGGAAAAUAAAUUUGUAAAAAUUUGCUUGCUGAUGUUUUUUGAAUUUUUUUAUAGAAAAUGCAAAGCUUCCCCAAAUGUGCAUUCUCAACUUUAGACUAGAAUAAACAGGUUUACAGAUUGCACUAUUUUGUUAUUUUAACUCUGAUAGAUUUUCAACUAAUGUUUGGAGUGCUUAUAGUGUAGAGCCAUAGUCACAUUUCAUUACAGCACAGUACCUCUUGAAAGAGAAUUCAUAUUUGAAGGUUAUGUGAGGAUAUAUAUAUAUGGAGAGCAAAAAAACGGGCGCAAGAGAAUACUGAGAACAGGCAGCAGCUGAAAUAGCCUGCCCUUCGGUG
Messenger RNA from Pelobates fuscus (common spadefoot toad), 1939 nucleotides. RefSeq names its product phospholipase A and acyltransferase 1 (gene PLAAT1). The transcript has 4 exons. The record is from RefSeq and is a predicted model, not a curated record. Lineage: Eukaryota; Metazoa; Chordata; Amphibia; Anura; Pelobatidae. Gene Ontology annotation, molecular function: A2-type glycerophospholipase activity; glycerophospholipid phospholipase A1 activity. Gene Ontology annotation, cellular component: cytoplasm. Gene Ontology annotation, biological process: N-acylphosphatidylethanolamine metabolic process. The coding region runs from base 181 to 690 and encodes 169 amino acids.